Molecule: messenger RNA, 1608 nt
Organism: Neopsephotus bourkii (Bourke's parrot)
Lineage: Eukaryota; Metazoa; Chordata; Aves; Psittaciformes; Psittacidae
Product: olfactory receptor 5F1-like
Exons: 4
Coding region: 327-1346 (339 amino acids)
Biological process (GO): G protein-coupled receptor signaling pathway
Cellular component (GO): membrane
Molecular function (GO): G protein-coupled receptor activity; olfactory receptor activity
Source: RefSeq, a predicted model, not a curated record
AGCAGGUAUAAAUCAGGGGCAUCAACAGAUGAGGGCUUCUAGAAGCUGCUGAUGUAAGCUCACAGUUGAGGUAACCGUGUCUAUAGGAAAAGGUCAGAGCUUCUGCUAGCAGAGAUUUAUGGCUAGAGGGAAACAGCUUGGGAUGGUUUUAAUAAGGCCUCAGAAGAUGCUGUUUAAAAAGUUAGUGCCUGACAAACUGCAAGGGUGCAACUUGGCAGAUAUUCUAGGCAUGUGUUGAAAGAAGAAAAAGGAUAGUCAUGUUUCCUGGAGAUACGGAUGCCUGUGUAGUGCCAGUAACUAAUCCUUUGUAGCAAUAAACCUCUGCAAUGGUUUCCACAAUGAAUGAUAAGACGCAGAGGGGCAACCUAUCAACGGGAACUGAAUUUGUUCUUGUAGGCCUCUCUGAUGCUCCAGAAGUCCGUUUUCUUCUCUUUGUGCUGUUUUUGAUCACUUAUUUGGCCACCAUGGCAGGCAACAUCUCAAUCCUUGUUGCCAUUAACACAAAUGCUCAUCUGCACAACCCCAUGUACUUCUUCCUUGGCAACUUAUCCUUACUGGAUAUCUUAUGUCCCACUAUCACUGUGCCGAAGAUGCUGGAGGCCUUGUUGCUUGAGAACAAGGUGAUUUCAUUCCAUGGCUGCAUGUUCCAGCUGUUUUUCCUCAUUGAUGUCGUAGGCACAGAGAUUUUCCUCUUGGCUGUGAUGGCAUAUGACCGGUAUGUUGCAAUAUGCCACCCACUGCAGUACACAAAUAUCAUGAGUACGAAGCUGUGUGCUCACCUAGCCACUGGCAUCUGGGUAGCAGGGCUGUUAAACUCCCUGUUGCACACAUCUUUGAUUUUUACACUCUCAUUUUGCGAUUCUAAUCAGGUUGACCAAUAUUACUGUGAUAUCCCUCCCAUGCUGGCCCUCUCCUGCUCAUCUACUUACAGUAGGGAACUGGUAAUUCUCACAGUUGCUGGAGCCAUUGGGGGCAGCGCCUUUGUGGUCACUCUGGUCUCGUAUAUCUACAUCCUUUGGGCUAUCCUAUGCAUGAACUCUUCUGAGAGCAGGCACAAAGCCUUCUGCACCUGUGGGUCUCACUUGACAGCAGUAUGCCUCUUCUAUGGGACCACCAUUUUCACAUAUGCACGGCCCUCCUCCACCUACUUGCCUAAUCAGGACAGGAUAGUUUCCAUGCUCUAUGGAAUCCUCACUCCCCUGCUAAACCCCAUCAUCUACAGUCUGAGGAACAAAGAAAUUAAAUGUGCCCUGAGAAGAAUGAUCACCCAGGUAAGAACUACUUUAACAAGACAAGAGCAUCACUCUCGGUCUCUGACACACUGUGGAGCUCAACCAGCUGUAUAGGAACUGCAGUUUGUGACUGGUCUUCUCUAACUUUAGCCAACUAAAAGUUAGGUGCUGGAAUCAAAGCUCCUUCUCCGGGUUCCCUUCAGAGUUAAAAGGGAAGAGUUGUGCACCUCCAGGAGACCAGUUGGAUGGCACAGUUUUUGGUCACUAUCACAGGAGGAGAUGACUUCUGCUGGUAAUGUUAUUCUCCACUGAACACUGAGGAAGGUUAGAUGAGAGCCUCAGCCUUAGACACAGGUGAUGGAUGCAUAUCUUAGUG